Diorhabda carinulata is the source of this 2094-nucleotide messenger RNA. RefSeq names its product 4F2 cell-surface antigen heavy chain-like. The transcript is spliced from 4 exons. Gene Ontology annotation, biological process: carbohydrate metabolic process. The coding region runs from base 180 to 2042 and encodes 620 amino acids. Lineage: Eukaryota; Metazoa; Arthropoda; Insecta; Coleoptera; Chrysomelidae. The record is from RefSeq and is a predicted model, not a curated record.
GUUGUUGACGUCCUAGUCGUCUCGGCGCAGUCGUCCUACGAUCGCAGUUGUUAAGUGUCUGUGUAUGUAUAUUCUUAAUAAAAAUUAUCUAAGCAAUUACGUAGUACAUUGUUAAAAAAUCAAAACGAUAUAAUGUGUGACUCGAAUUGCUUCAAGAUUAUGUGAAGAAGAACACAAAAAUGGAUGGGUUUUUACGAGUAGAUAACGCUAAUCUCCCAUCAUCACCAACAAAUUCUUUUUUAGCUGAUGAAGUUGCUUCGAUAUGUCCACUGAUAACCCCCUCACCGCCAACAAAUGAUCUAAUUCAUCCUCUACCGGAGCUGGAAUCGAACUUUUCCAUCGGACUUGAAUUGGCAAAUAAAUUACAUAAAGUUAAAGGAGUUGGCGCUUCAGACGAAGAUAAAGUGGAGUCGGCAUCUUCCAGUUCUUCAGCUUUGGCAGAAUCGCAGCUACUUAAUCACAGAAAUAUUUAUCAUGUUCAUGAUGACAAAGAUGAAGAAAAAGAGGAACGGGAAGAUCUAGGGAAAAGUCAGACAUUACAAUUGACUUUUCGAAAUCCACCAGAUAAUUACUUUUUCAUGUCAUGGAACUGGCCUCUAAUUAGAAAAAUAUCAACGUGGAUAUUACUUUCAGGUCUUGUAGCUAUGGUGGCAUUGGUAAUAGCUAUGAUAUCAACAUUACCAAAGACUUGUAAUCCUCCCACAUUUUGGUAUCAGGGAAAUUUGUUAUAUGAAAUAUUUCCUGCUAGCUUCUAUGGUGGUAAGAAAAAUAUGGAAGGUGAUUUCAAGGGCAUAGCCCUAAAAGCCGAUUAUUUAACAUAUCUUGGUGUCAGAGGUGUAAGGCUCAAUUCUAUAUUCAAUAAUCCUAACUAUCCCGAUGAUUUUGACAAUGUUACAAGUCUUAUCGAUAUAGCACCUGUUCUUGGAAAUCUUAGCGAAUUUAAUAUUAUGGUGAAGCUACUGAAAGCAAAAAAUAUUUCCGUUAUUCUUGAUUUACCACUCUAUCCUUAUAUAAAAAGAUUAAUUCAUAAGCCACCAAAAUCAAGAAAAAAUGAAACCUUCUCUGGAUCAACAAUAGAGUUUUUAAGAAAAGAGAGGAGUGAAGAUUUAGAUGUAAUUGAAGAUGCUAUUUUGCACUGGAUAGCUAACGGCGUUGAGGGAUUUUAUUUAAAAGGACUCGAAAAAUUACAGGAUGAUCCAAAUUUGGUUGAAUCAAUUCAACGCUGGAAACAAAUUCUUGGAGAAGACAGGGUCCUAAUAGUUAAUAACAAUUUUAUAUCGUCUAUGAAAGCACCUCAAUUGAAUUUCAUUCUAAACAACGUGGAUUUGGUGGAUAUUAAAUUAGAUUUAUCAGAUGGCGCAAACUCAGUUAACAAGCAGAUCAGGUCCAUACAAAACGGUACAUUAUUUUCUAAAGCCAGUAUGCCUUGGAUACAAUGGUCUCUUGCAGAUGUAUAUUCGUCUCGUAUAUCGAAUUCACUUCCAUACGGCAAUGGUACUUUGGGAGCCACUCUUUUGCAAUUGAUGUUACCUGGUACGCCAUCUAUCUUUUACGGAGACGAAAUAGGAUUGCAAGAUAUUUCAGAUCCAAAAGGAGAAAGACAAGAUAUCAAGCACCUUCAUCAAUUGACAAUGAUGCCUUGGCAAAAUGAAAAGCUUACAGUUAUUCCUUGGAUUCAUGGUGAUGAUCAAGUAAUUGGGAGGUAUGACCAAACAAAACUUAUCAAUAAAACAAUGAAUGUUCGAAUGAAAUCUCCCUCAAUAUACAUGAAUUCAAUAAAGAAAGAAGAUGCAAAUAAGGCAAAUAUCGAAAUUAAGUAUUCAAAAGAUAAUUUAUUAGUUCUACAGAGAUGGUAUCCCAGAAGAAAAGCUUACGUCUUAGUGUCAAAUUUGGGGGAUAAAAAAUUAUCAACUGAUCUUUCUACUCUAUUAUAUAGUGGUGAAAUUGUUGUUGGACCUCGUACUGAUUCUAAGCUAGGCUCUAUUGUAUUCACAAAUGUAUCAUUGUGGCCUGGAGAAUCGGUAAUAGCUGAACUUUAUUGACUAUUUAUUUGCAUUUUUGAUAUAUUUAAUAAAGCUGUAUAAAUAUUUUUCA